Menidia menidia (Atlantic silverside) is the source of this 11403-nucleotide messenger RNA. Lineage: Eukaryota; Metazoa; Chordata; Actinopteri; Atheriniformes; Atherinopsidae. The record is from the annotation of a GenBank genome assembly.
AUGUACUACAUCAGGACUGAGGUUCCUAGCUCCGUGUUGGCCCCCCAGCCACACCAGCAGAUUUUCAACAUUUUGCAGCUGGUUCCUCCUGAAACAGAGGAUACAAGUAAACAAAUCCGCAGUUUGAGGGAUAACUUGGUACAGGAAGUCAAGGGAGAUUAUAUUGUCAGUCUUAAGAAGAGCAUAGUGGACUACAUUCUGAUGGACAUGUCUGAAUGCCAGCGGCUGUCCAUAUCCAGCAUCCCUAAACCUUUUCCCAGAAGGGUGAUUCGUGCACCAGUACCCUGGAACCUUACCUUUAAGGAAGUCAGCAUGUGGCAAAGCCAGCAUCUGUUCACUGUCUGUCCCUUUAUGGUCCUACUGCAGGAUGUCUGGAUAGAAAGCUUUUCAUCCUUGAGAUUUGUGAAAAUGGAAGACCUUUGCUCUGCCAACCCCCCCCUCCUGGCGUCUGAGUUUGAAGAGUUUGUUAAGACACAGUGCCAAGCGACAAGAGAGGAACUGGUACAAACGUGGCUACCUCUCUGUGCAUCACUCUUUGUCACCUAUGAGAACCUGUGGCUGCCCUACCUGCCCAAGAAUGCACAGAUUUCCACGGAGGGUGUCCAGGAAUUCUUUAACUGUGUGGCAGCCCUCAUGUCACUGCACCUCCGAAGUCUAGUCAUAGAUUCCUUAGAGGAUUUACUUCAGUUCUUCAUGACAUAUAAGGAGGGCAAUGAUUUUGGAGAGGUGUUUGAUGAGUUGAGAUACGUUCAGUCUCAGGUGCUGCUGGUUAAACUACAAGUGAAGGAGCAUCACAUUGAAUUCAUUCCCAGCUUUCAGGAAUGCUGGGAGGUCAUUGAAAGGGCCUUCUUGGAGAUCAUCAAGUGUGCUGAAAACCUUCCAAGGGUGGAGUGUAACCUCUUUCCAGAUAUAAAGAACUUGUACCUGCCCUCCGUCCAGGCUGAUGAAUCAUUAGUUGGAAACUUUGUGAGCAAAGCCAAAGAUGUUUUCUACAAGAACACAUUGGGACCCAAAAAGUACCUCAAUGUUUAUCAGAAGUACAGCAAUCUAUUGGAUAAUACAGCAAAACAGGACACUUCAGCAUUCCUUAAAGACAAGCACUCAUUAGAGGAAUUAGCUGAAGAAAUAGAGAGCAUCAAUCGCUUAUUGAAGGAGAUCAUGUCGCUGCACAUCACAGUGGACCUGUCCAUGUUCUGCCUGUAUGCUGGUGACCUGAAUGAUCACCUCUGCGUCUGUGCCAAGACACUGAAAGACAUGAUUAUCACGUUUGAAGUGGAGGAGAACCGCACGAUAAACAAAGGGAUCUGUCAAGAAUAUGAGGACAUAACAGAAACUGUCCGAGAAACACCUGAGACCACAGAAAAGUUGGUUGCUCUCAACCAAUAUCUUAAAAAGACCAAGGAUGUAACCAUUCACAAGCUGAUAGAUGAGAUUGAAGUAGCAUCCUAUCGCCUCAGCUUCCUCAUGGACUAUGCCACUCUGCCCCCUGAUGACUUAAGGCUGAACUCCUGUGUCUUCCAGUGGCCCAGUCAGAUCCUAGUUGAGCUUGAAGACAAUAAAGAACGUCUGGUCAUCACAAGAACACAGGCUGAGGACCAUCUCCAAACAAGGGUCUAUGAUUUUGACCAGACACUGCAGGAAUUGGACAUAGAGAUACAGACUUUUAAGAAGAAGGAUGUGAUGAAAAUGGAGGAGAUGAAGAACAAUGUGGCCAAACUCGCUCAGAUCACAGCCAGUUUGGAGGCUGCUGUUAAUGAGCUAGAGGAAAUCAACAAAGAGCAAGCUUUGCUGGACAGGGAAAUAAGCCAGUUCCCAAUGCUCCAAAUCCUGAUUGCUGAUAAAAUACCAUAUGAACAGCUGUGGAACACUGCGCUGAAAUUUGACACCAUGUCAGAAGUAUGGAUGGAUGGUCCUUUCCUGCACCUGGAUGCUGAAAAAAUCGCUGAGGAGUUGGACGUUAUGUGGAGGACAACACAUAAAUUAACAAAAACCUUCUCGAAUCUUUUUGGGCCUUGCCGUGUGGCCAAAAGCUUUAAAAGUAAGAUAGACAAAUUCAAGCAGAACCUGCCCAUUCUUGUGACCAUCUGCAAUCCUGGGAUGAAGGAUCGCCACUGGGAGAAGAUCAGCAGCAUUGUGGGCCUCGAUGUCAGACCAGAAGUGUACAACUCUCUGCAUAGCAUGUUGGAUCUCGGGCUUGCCACGUUCUCUCAAAAUUUGGAAGAGAUUGGAGCGUCAGCCAGCAAGGAGUACUCCCUAGAAAAAUCAAUGGAGAAGAUGAGAAAAGAAUGGGCCGGCCUACAGUUUUCCUUCACCGCCUACAGAGAUACUAAUACCAAAAUUGUGUCAGCAGUGGAUGACAUUCAAGUUCUUCUGGAUGACCACGUCAUCAAGACACAAACUAUGAGAGGCUCACCUUUUAUUAAGCCAAUAGAGGCUGAAUGUAAGGAAUGGGAGGAUAAACUGUUGAGCAUGCAGGACAUCCUAGAUGCCAUGUUGAAAUGUCAGGCUACGUGGCUCUACCUUGAACCCAUCUUCAGCUCAGCGGACAUCAUUGCUCAGAUGCCUGAGGAGGGCCGCAAGUUUGGCAUAGUUGACGGGUACUGGAAGGACAUUAUCGCAGUGGCUGUAAAGGAUACACGCGUUCUAGUGGCUACGGACCAACCUAACAUGCUAGAACGACUGCAAGAGUCCAAUGAAUAUUUAGAUGACAUUCAAAAAGGCCUUAACACCUACUUGGAAAAGAAGAGGCUCUAUUUUCCUAGAUUCUUCUUUCUUUCAAAUGAUGAGCUGCUGGAGAUUCUGUCACAGACCAAAGACCCCCUGUGUGUACAACCCCACCUGAAGAAGUGCUUUGAAGGUAUCGCAAAGCUAGAGUUUACUGAGGACAUGGAGAUCACUGGAAUGAUCAGCUCUGAAAAGGAAAGUGUGCCUUUCACUAAAAAGAUUUAUCCAGCCGAUGCAAAGGGUAUGGUAGAGAAGUGGCUGCUGCAAGUGGAGCAACUGAUGCUCAAGAGUGUGCUACAUGUCAUUCAUCAAGGAGUGAUUCAGUAUGCAGAGGUGCCCCGGAAAAAGUGGGUGUUGCAGUGGCCUGGCCAAGUUGUGAUUUGUGCCUCCUCCAUCUUUUGGACUAGUGAAGUGUCUGAAGCCAUCCAGACCAAUUCUCUGCCUUCCUAUGUGGAGAAGUGCAACGAGCAGAUAGCUGACAUUGUGGAACUGGUGCGAGGGAAACUACCAGGGGGGGCAAGGAUGACGCUUGGGGCACUCACUGUGAUAGACGUUCAUGCUCGAGAUGUUGUGGCAAAACUGGCAAACGACCGGAUCUCCUCCUUGAACGACUUUGCUUGGAUUUCUCAACUGCGUUACUUCUGGGAAGACGGAGAAGUGAUGCUACGGAUGAUUACCACCUGCCUGAAAUAUGGCUAUGAAUAUCUGGGAAAUUCUCCCCGCCUGGUCAUCACCCCUCUAACUGAUCGCUGCUACAGGACGCUUAUGGGAGCUUUGAAGUUGAAUUUAGGAGGAGCUCCCGAGGGCCCUGCAGGAACUGGCAAGACAGAGACCACAAAGGAUCUGGCAAAAGCUUUGGCUAAACAGUGUGUGGUGUUUAACUGCUCUGAUGGUCUGGACUACAAGGCCAUGAGUAAGUUCUUCAAAGGACUGGCUCAGUCUGGAGCUUGGGCCUGCUUUGAUGAGUUCAAUCGUAUUGAGGUGGAGGUACUCUCUGUGGUGGCUCAGCAAGUACUCUGUAUACAACAGGCUGUUGCCAAGGAUCUGAAGACUUUCAUGUUUGAGGGUACAGAGCUUUCCCUCAACCCAACCUGUUCUGUCUUCAUCACCAUGAACCCUGGUUAUGCAGGCAGGGCUGAGCUGCCUGACAAUCUAAAGGCUCUCUUCCGUACCGUUGCUAUGAUGGUGCCAGACUAUGGUCUCAUUGGAGAGAUCUCCCUGUACUCAAUGGGGUUCAUUGAAUCUCGCAGUCUUGCUCAGAAGAUCGUGGCCACCUAUCGUUUGUGCUCUGAGCAACUAUCUUCCCAGUUCCACUAUGACUAUGGUAUGCGUGCCGUGAAGUCUGUGCUGACUGCAGCAGGGAAUCUGAAGCUUAAGUACCCCGAGGAGAACGAGAGUGUGCUGCUGCUUAGGGCACUAAUGGAUGUCAACAUGGCAAAGUUUCUGGCACAGGAUGUGCCACUGUUCCAGGGAAUCAUCUCUGAUUUAUUUCCUGGAGUUGUCCUUCCAAAACCCGACUACGAUCUGCUUCUGAAAGCACUCAAUGACAACAUUACAAAGCUCAACCUCCAGGCUGUUCCUUGGUUUAUUGGAAAAAUCAUUCAGGUGUAUGAGAUGAUGCUGGUACGCCAUGGCUUUAUGAUUGUUGGAGAUCCCCUUGGAGGAAAAACUUCUGCUUACAAAGAGUUUGCUGUGAAUUAUUCUAUCAUCAAUCCCAAGGCCAUCACCAUGGGCCAAUUGUAUGGCUGCUUUGAUCCCGUUAGUCAUGAAUGGUCUGAUGGUGUCCUGGCCACCACCUACAGAGAUCAGGCUAUUUCCACCUCAGAAGAUCGUCAGUGGAUCAUCUUUGAUGGCCCAAUCGAUGCUGUCUGGAUUGAGAACAUGAAUACUGUACUGGAUGACAACAAGAAGCUUUGUUUGAUGAGUGGUGAAAUCAUUCAGAUGAGUUCAAAGAUGAGUCUGAUCUUUGAACCUGCUGACCUGGAGCAAGCCUCUCCUGCUACUGUCAGUCGGUGUGGUAUGAUUUACAUGGAACCUCACCAGCUUGGAUGGUCUCCUUUAAGAGAUUCCUACAUGAACACAUUGCCCAAUAGCCUGGGUACAGAACAUAGACAACUGAUCAUGGACCUAUUUGAUUGGUUAGUUCAGCCUUGUCUGAACUUUAUAGACAGGGAGUGUCGUUUUGUGGUACAAACAUCUCCCAUUCACUUGGCCAACAGUCUAAUGAAGCUGUAUACCUGCUUGAUGGAUGAAAUUGCCUCAUCAGAAACCAGUGGUACACAGAAUAUGUCAAGCCAGCAGAUAACAAUGUGGCUACAGGGCCUCUUUCUGUUUGCGGUUGUUUGGUCUCUCGGGGGGACCAUCACUGGAGACAAACGUAAAAGGUUUGAUGUCUUCUUUCGCACUCUGAUUGCGGACAUGAAUGAUGAGCACCCUCGCCCGAAGAGCAUCAAACUGAAAAAGAACAACGUCUUUCCCGAGAGAGGCACUGUUUAUGACUACUACUUCCAAAAGGAUGGAAUGGGACAGUGGAAUAUCUGGACUGAUUCAAUCACAAAAGAAGAGAAUGUCAUACCACCUGGAGCUAAUGUGUCAGACCUAAUAAUUCCCACCAUGGACACAGCUCGUCAGCUAUUUUUCCUGCAUACCUACCUGUCACACGAAAUACCAAUGCUAUUUGUGGGACCCACUGGCACAGGCAAAUCUGUCAUCAACAAGAGUUUCUUGGUAAAGUUGCCUAAGGAAAAAUACACACCCAACUGCAUCAACUUUUCAGCCCGUACCUCAGCUAAUCAGACCCAAGACAUCCUAAUGACAAAGCUGGACCGAAGGAGAAAGGGUGUCUUUGGGCCCCCAGUGGGAAAGAAGUGCAUCGUCUUUGUCGAUGAUCUGAACAUGCCAGCAAAAGAGAAAUAUGGUGCUCAGCCCCCCAUUGAGCUUUUAAGACAGUGGAUUGACCACCGCCAUUGGUAUGACAAGAAAGACACAUCCAGGCAGAACAUAGUGGAUGUCCUGUUCAUGUCUGCAAUGGGACCACCUGGUGGUGGGAAGAAUGACAUUACUGGCCGUUUCACACGUCAUUUGAAUAUCAUCUCCAUUGAUUGCUUUGACGAUGAAACACUAACCAAGAUAUUCAGCUCUAUUGUUGACUGGCACUUUAGCAAGGGGUUUGAGGCAUCUUUCUACAGGCUGGGCAAGAUCAUGGUCCAGGCCACCAUGUCUGUUUACAAGGACACCAUUGACAGCUUUCUCCCUACUCCAUCAAAGUCCCACUACAUCUUCAACUUGCGAGACUUUGCUCGAGUGAUACGGGGUGUGCUCCUGGCUCCAAACACACACAUGCAAGAUGGCGAUAAACUAAUCCGCCUGUGGAUUCACGAGGUCUAUCGUGUUUUCUAUGACAGACUCAUUGACACUGACGAUAAAGAGACAUUUUUUGCCAUUGUCAAAGAAAAUACCUCAAACUUCUUUAAGAUGAGUUUGGAAAAGCUCCUGAGCCACCUCAGCCCAGACGGCAAAGUAGUAGAUGAAAGCAUCCGUAGCUUGUUCUUUGGCGACUAUUCCAAACCUGAUUCUGACACUAAAGCCUAUGACGAGAUCACAGACUUGAAUGCCUUGCAAGAAGUGAUGGAGUUUUACCUCAGUGAAUACAACAGCUGCAGCAAGGCACCCAUGUCCCUUGUGAUGUUCAAAUUUGCUAUCGAGCACAUUUCCCGCAUCUGCCGUGUGCUGAAACAAGACAAUGGUCACGUGUUGCUCGUUGGCAUCGGGGGCUCCGGACGCCAAAGUGCUACUAAACUGGGCACAUUUAUCAACGAUUACGUCCUGUUCCAGAUUGAGCUGACCAAGAACUACAGCUUGUCCGAGUGGCGUGACGACCUCAAACGAAUUAUGCUUAAAGCAGGUAUUGAGGGAAAGAGCCUUGUAUUUCUCUUCAAUGACAGUCAAAUCAAAGAUGAAGCCAUGCUAGAAGACAUCGACAUGCUGCUUAACACGGGUGAUGUGCCCAACCUUUUUGCCCCUGAUGAGCGUGCUGACAUCAUUGAGAAAGCACAGGGCAUCGCGAGAAUGGAGGGAAAAAAGUUAGAUUCAACUCCACUCUCUGUGUAUAACUACUUCAUUGACCGUGUGAAAGCCAACCUUCACAUUGUGCUUGCAAUGAGUCCCAUUGGUGAUGCAUUUAGGAACCGCCUGAGGAUGUUCCCUUCUCUGAUCAACUGCUGCACGAUUGACUGGUUUCAUGCAUGGCCCAAUGACGCUCUGGAAAUGGUGGCUCAAAAGUUUCUGGAAGAUGUGGAAAUGGAGAGUGACAUCAGACUGGAAGUGGUGGAGAUGUGCAAGACAUUUCAGACAAGUGUCAGGGAAAUGUCUGAAAAAUACUUCUCCACAUUAAGAAGGCACAACUAUGUCACACCCACCUCCUACCUCGAACUCAUCCUCACCUUCAAGACUCUUCUCACAGCUAAGAGGAAUCAAGUGGAUACUGCAAAGAACCGCUAUAUCGUUGGCCUCGAGAAAUUGGAAUUUGCAGCAUCUCAGGUGUCAGUGAUGCAACAGGAGCUAACAGCCUUGCAGCCUGAGCUCAUCCAGACCUCUGCUGAGACAGACAAAAUGAUGGUCAAGAUAGAGCAGGAGACAGUGGAGGUAGAUGCUAAGAAGGAGCUUGUGUCUGCUGAUGAGAAAGUGGCUAAUGAAGCAGCAGCUGCAGCCAAAGCCAUUAAGGAUGAGUGUGAGGGAGACCUGGCUGAGGCAAUGCCUGCACUCAACGCUGCCCUUUCAGCCUUGGACACUUUAAAACCUUCGGACAUCACAGUAGUUAAGUCAAUGAAGAACCCACCAGAUCUAGUCAAGCUGGUCAUGGAGUCCAUUUGUGUCAUGAAAGGCAUCAAACCGGAGAGAAAACCCGAUCCCAGUGGCUCAGGUAAGAUGGUGGAGGACUUCUGGGGCCCAUCUAAGAAGCUCCUUGGAGACCUGAAGUUUCUAGAUAAUCUCAAAGCCUACGACAAAGACAAUAUUCCUGGACCUUACAUCAAACGAAUCAGAGAAAAGUUUAUUGACAAUCCUGAUUUUCAGCCCUCAGUUAUCAAAAAUGUGUCUUCUGCCUGUGAGGGCCUCUGUAAAUGGGUACGGGCAAUGGAAGUGUACGAGCGAGUGGCCAAGGUUGUGGCCCCCAAGAAGGAGAGACUCAAGCUGGCUGAAGAAGAGCUCUCUGUGCAGAUGGAAAUGUUGUCUGUGAAGAGAGCUGAACUGAAAACGGUUGUGGACAGACUGCAGAGCCUGAAUGAUGACUUGGCUGCAAUGAUUAGGAAGAAGAAAGAGUUGGAGGACAAUAUUGAACUGUGCUCUCAGAAGCUGAUUAGGGCAGAGAAACUCAUUGGAGGACUAGGUGGGGAAAAAGACAGGUGGACAGAGGCUGCGAGGCUACUUGGGAUUAGAUACAUCAAUCUAACAGGUGACAUCCUUCUCUCGUCUGGAAUAGUGUCUUACCUUGGAGCUUUCACCGUUGAUUACCGCAUAGAUUGUCAGGAGCAGUGGCACAAGCUUUGCCAGGAGAAGAAAAUCCCUUGUUCAGAGGAAUUCGCCCUCACUAACACAUUGGGUAACCAAGUGUCCAUCAGAGCUUGGCAGAUUGCUGGGCUGCCAGUGGAUUCUUUCUCCACAGACAACGGCAUCAUUGUGUUCAACUCUCGUCGUUGGCCCCUGAUGAUUGAUCCGCAAGGCCAAGCCAACAAGUGGAUCAAAAACAUGGAGAAAGCAAAUAAGCUUGCUGUCAUCAAACAGUCCGAUGGAAACUAUGUGAGGGUCUUAGAAAACUGCAUCCAGUUUGGGACUCCGGUCCUUAUGGAACAUGUGGGAGAGGAGCUAGAUCCAGUACUUGAGCCUGUGUUGCUGAAGCAGACCUUCAAACAGCAGGGUGUGGAGUACAUGAAAAUAGGAGAGAAUAUUGUAGAAUAUUCCAAAGACUUUCUGUUCUACAUGACCACUGGACUGAGGAAUCCUCAUUACCUCCCCGAAGUGGCUGUGAAAGUUUGCCUGCUAAACUUUAUGAUCACCCCACAGGGUUUACAGGACCAGCUUCUAGGGCUGGUAGCAGCCAAAGAGAAGCCGGAACUGGAGGAGAAAAAGAACCAGCUCAUUCUGGAGAGCGCUGCCAACAGCAAGCAGCUGAAGGAAAUUGAGGACCAGAUCUUAGAGGUGCUGUCCUCCUCUGAGGGGAACAUCCUGGAGGAUGAGACUGCAAUCAAGAUCUUAUCAUCCUCCAAAAUACUCUCUGAGGAGAUCUCAAAGAAGCAGAAAAUAGCAAGUGUCACUGAAAAAGAGAUAGAUGACACACGUAUGGGCUAUCGUCCAGUUGCCGAGCACUCCUCCAUCUUGUUCUUCUGUAUCUCAGAAAUGGCUAACAUCGAGCCCAUGUACCAGUAUUCCCUGACUUGGUUCAUUAACCUCUACCUCUGUUCCAUCUCCGACAGUCGAAAAAGUGAUAAUGUGUCUGAAAGAAUCGACAACAUUGUGGAGCACUUCACCCUCAGCAUCUACAAUAAUGUGUGCCGCUCCCUGUUUGAGAAGGACAAGCUGCUCUUCUCUCUUCUGCUCACUGUCGGCAUCAUGCAGGGCAAGGGCCAAGUCGAGGACCAAGUGUGGCGUUUCCUCCUCACCGGUGGCAUCGCUUUGGACAACCCGCACCCUAACCCCGCCCCAGAGUGGCUGACUGACAAAUCUUGGUCAGAGGUGGUCAGGGCCUCCAAACUUCCAAACCUGGCUGGAUUUUUCAUGCAUGUCCAAAAGAACACCUCCAAAUGGAAGAACCUUUAUGAUUCAGGGAAGCCUCACGAGGAACAGCUGCCUGACGAGUGGAGUAACUUGGUUGGUCUCGACCGAAUGGUGGUGAUCAGAUGCUUCAGGCCAGAUAAACUUGUUCCAGCUGUGCAGGAUUUCAUUGUAGACAACAUGGGGCAGGCUUACAUUGAACCACCCACCUUCGACUUGGCAGGGAGUUACAAAGACUCCAACUCCUGCUCUCCCCUCAUCUUUGUUUUGUCACCGGGAUCAGACCCUACCGCAGGUCUUCUGAAGUUUGCAGAUGACCGAGAAAUGGGGGGCAGUAAGACCCAAACCAUUUCUCUCGGUCAGGGUCAGGGACCCAUCGCAGCUCAGAUGAUUAACAAAGCUAUCACUGAGGGGACCUGGGUGGUACUACAGAACUGCCACCUGGCUACCAGCUGGAUGCCUGCUUUGGAGAUGAUCUGUGAAGAAAUCAUCACCCCAGAAAACACACAUCCUAACUUUAGGUUGUGGUUAACAAGUUACCCAUCUGACAAGUUUCCAGUUAGUAUCCUGCAGAAUGGGCUGAAAAUGACCAACGAGCCCCCAAAAGGAAUCCGAGCCAACCUGCUGCGCUCCUAUUUGAGCCAUCCUAUCUCUGACCCAGACUUCUUUUCCAGCUCAAAGAAACAAGUCAUUUGGCAGAAGUUCCUGUUUGGUCUCACUUUCUUCCAUGCUCUGGUGCAGGAGAGGAGGAACUUUGGACCUUUGGGAUGGAAUAUUCCAUAUGAAUUUAACGAGUCUGACCUGCGGAUCAGUAUGAGGCAGAUCCAGAUGUUCCUGGAUGAGUAUGCUGAGGUUCCACUGGAGGCACUCACAUAUCUUACAGGUGAGUGCAACUACGGUGGCAGGGUGACGGAUGACAAAGACAGACGCCUGCUGCUUUCCCUCCUGUCCAUCUUCUACAAUUGGGAAUUGAUUGAGCAGGACUGUUACAAUCUCUGUGAAGGAAAUCUGUAUUAUGUUCCUACUCAUGGACCUUAUCAGACAUACGUUAACUACAUUAGAAGCCUGCCCAUUUGUGCCGAUCCUUGUGUGUUUGGGCUCCAUAGCAACGCUGACAUAACUAAGGAUAAUCAAGAGACCAACCAGCUCCUUGAUGGAGUGCUGCUGACUCUGCCCAGAGAGUCUGGGGGUGGGGCCAAGUCUCCUCAGGAAGUGGUGGAGGAGCUUGCAGAGGACAUCUUGUCUAAGCUGCCAGCAGAUUUUGACAUACAAAUGGUGAUUGACAAAUACCCAGUCAUGUAUGAAGAGUCGAUGAAUACUGUGUUGAGGCAGGAAAUCAUUCGUUUUAAUAGACUUACAGAGGUGGUACGCAGCAGCUUGAUAAACAUCUGCAAAGCUUUGAAGGGCCAGAUCGUUAUGUCUUCGGAGCUCGAGAAUGUCUUUAACAGCAUGCUGGUUGGCAAAGUGCCCAAUAUGUGGGCAGCAAAGUCCUAUCCCUCUCUCAAACCACUGGGGAGCUACGUUACUGAUCUGUUAGCCAGACUACACUUCCUGCAAGUAACCAAAGAGGAGACCCACAUGGAUGAAAAGGCAGAAGAUGGCGCGUAUGUUAAGGGCCUUUUCAUGGAGGGGGCCCGCUGGGACAGGCAAAACAUGGUCAUUGGGGAGUCUUUACCAAAGAUUUUGUUUGAUUCUUUACCCAUCAUUAAGCUCAAACCAGGAGAAAUGGCCAAGUUUCUGCAUGAGAAUAUUUAUGUGAGUCCUGUUUACAAAACCAGCGCCCGACGGGGGACCUUGUCCACCACUGGGCACUCUACCAACUAUGUAAUGUCCAUCGAGCUGCCCUCUGACAGGCCACAGAAACACUGGAUUAACCGUGGUGUAGCUUGCCUCUGUCAGCUGGAUGACUAG